AUGGACUCUGACGUCACGGCCCCGGACUGCACUCAACAACGUCAAGGGAUAAAGCCCCUGUGCCAAGGAGAAGCUACUCGGCCCCCUCGACCAACUUUGCCCACAGAUAAGCAGACUCGAGGCCGAGCACAAGCUCAGCGCCAGUGGACCCAAUUGCGAUCACGAUCUGAAUUUGAUGCCUUUAGGACCCGAAGUGGAAGAAUAUCAAGACCGCCAGUGAGAUGGUCUGUUGCGUGA
Cryphonectria parasitica EP155 is the source of this 237-nucleotide messenger RNA. RefSeq lists its product as uncharacterized. The transcript has a single exon. The coding region runs from base 1 to 237 and encodes 78 amino acids. The record is from RefSeq and is a predicted model, not a curated record. NCBI's taxonomy places the organism in Eukaryota, Fungi, Ascomycota, Sordariomycetes, Diaporthales, Cryphonectriaceae.